Molecule: messenger RNA, 357 nt
Organism: Opisthorchis viverrini
Lineage: Eukaryota; Metazoa; Platyhelminthes; Trematoda; Opisthorchiida; Opisthorchiidae
Exons: 4
Coding region: 1-357 (118 amino acids)
Source: RefSeq, a predicted model, not a curated record
AUGAACAAGGGGGAAAUGAAGGAUAAGAGCAAGAAACCAAGGAUACUACUCGCAAGGUUGCUGAAAACUCUUCGACAGCCCACGACCGAUUUUGCCCUUCUUGGGGCUCAUCAGCCAUCCUCGAUACAAGUUGCAUCUGUUGACAGUGUGAUAUAUCAAACAUCAACCUUGAAUGAGGAACAUACUAGCUCUGACUCUUGGAAUCUGCACGUCAGUUUUGUAAUGCAUGCACUGGGCACUGGAGCGGGUCAGCAACAGAUACUACAGGUUGGCGAAUCAGCAGAUGGAACAGAUACUGACCAGCAUGGGGCUCAACAACGGGUCCAAGGUCAUAAACAAGACGAUUUUGUGACGUGA